AUGUGGGCUCGUCUAGAACCAGUAUUCAAGCAAAUCACUACCACCGCCAUUUUGCUAAAGUACAACGCCGUUCCAAUGGUGGCGAUGCAAACUAGCAUGGGCCUCUCCAAGAUCUUGAUCUUGGUCGGAGCAAGGUACACUAGUACGAUCCUGGUUAAAAAGGGUAAAUUAUUUGAUAUAUUGGGCGAAAUUCAGUCCCUGGUGAAAGGUAUGGAAAAAAAUGGGGAAUCAUCAGAGUCCGACUCUUAUGUUUCUCAUGCCAUCGCUUCUCAAGUGCAUCGGUUAGCGAUGGAGGUCCGGCAACUGGCCUCAACAAGACAGAUAACUGUGCUGAAUGAAAAUUCUGGCCAAAUCGGUAACAUGACCUCUCUUAUAGUGCCAGCUGUUGCCGUGGGUGUAUUGUGUUAUGGAUGCAUGUGGUGGAAGGGUCUUACCUUCUCAGAUCUUAUGUAUGUAACAAAGCGUAAUAUGGCAAAUGCUGUCUCAAACUUGACAAAACAUCUGGAGAGUGUGUUUCAGUUUCUUCAGGCAACAAAGAGGCACUUGACACAGCGAAUUGAGAACUUGGAUGGAAAACUCGACGAGCAAGUGGAAAUAUCAAAGUUAAUUAAGAAUGAGGUUACUGAUGUUCGUGGUGAUCUUUCUCAAAUUGGCUUUGACUUGGACGCACUACAGAGAAUUGUUUCUAGCUUGCUGUUACUGGAUAAGGUUUCUAGUUUUUGGUGA
Molecule: messenger RNA, 726 nt
Organism: Camellia sinensis
Lineage: Eukaryota; Viridiplantae; Streptophyta; Magnoliopsida; Ericales; Theaceae
Source: RefSeq, a predicted model, not a curated record